Geodia barretti is the source of this 708-nucleotide messenger RNA. The record is from the annotation of a GenBank genome assembly. Lineage: Eukaryota; Metazoa; Porifera; Demospongiae; Tetractinellida; Geodiidae.
AUGAACCUGCUGCGCGCAUCGGCGCGCGAGGCGGCGGCCGCAUCGUCCGGCGGCUCGGGGCGUCCCGGUGCCGGCGUGCAGGUGGCGCUGGCGCCGCCAUACACGGCGAUCGACGUCGUGGGUGACGCGAUUCGCGGAUCGGGGCUGCUGCUGGCCGCGCAGGACGUGGCGGCCGCGCACGAAGGGGCGUACACCGGCGAGGUGUCGGCGGCGAUGCUGGUCGACGCCGGAGUGGGACUGGUGAUCGUCGGCCAUUCGGAGCGGCGGCACGGUCUUGGUGAGACCGAUGCCGUGGUGCUGGAAAAGGUGCAUCGAGCAGGUGAAGCGGGCCUGCAGGUGACCCUGUGCGUGGGCGAAACGGGUGACGAACGCGAUGCCGGCCGCGCCGAGGAGGUCGUAGAGCGGCAGGUCGACGCGGUGGUGGACCUCGGCCGGGUGCCGCUGCACGUGGCCUACGAGCCGGUGUGGGCGAUCGGCACCGGGCGCACCGCCACGCACGAGGACGCGCGCAGCAUGCACGCGCACAUCCGCGCGACGGUGGCGGCGAUCGCCGGCCGCGAUGCCGCGGAAGCCCUGAUCAUCCAGUACGGCGGCUCGGUGAAACCGGACAACUCUGCGGCGCUGCUGGCGCAGGACGGGGUCGACGGAUUGCUGGUCGGAGGCGCGUCGCUGGAUGCGGCUUCGUUCGCGGCGGUUGUGCCCUUAUAA